AAACAACAUUAGGUACACAAAAUCAUACAGUGCAGCCGCAACACCAACACCAAAAAAACCAAAAAACAAACGUUGAUGAGAUGAAAGACUGAAAUAACAUAAAAGAACAACAACAGUAAACAUGGAUGACACGAAGAAGAACAUAUUCGGCGACGAUUCCGACAACGAAAAAGAUGGGACCCACUCUUCUUCCCCUUCUUCUUCCUCCUCCGCCGCUUCAUCUUCCUCUUCUUCAUCUUCUUCCGCUUCUUCCUCCAAUAACACAAAAGGUUCCGCCGAUUCAUCUUCCGCUACCGGAACUGCCACCAGCGGCGGUGGUGCCGGUGAUGAUGAAGAAAACGGUGAUGUUGUUGAUAGUAGUAAUAAGGCUGAUUAUCAUCAUUAUAAUGAUGAUGAUGAUGAUCAUCAAUAUGGAGAUCUAUUUGCUUCUGAUAAUGAAGAUUACUCCAAAACCCUCGCUAAAAGUUCUCACCCUAUUCCUGUAUUGCCUGCCGUCGUCCGCAAUAAUAAUACGAACAGCUCGGGAAGAGGGGGUUUUGGCCGUGGUGGUCGUUGGCAGCAAGGGCAUCAUAAUGAUAGAGGAGGAGCUGGCAUUCUUCCGCGUCCUGGACCUUAUCCUCAGAGGCAGAAUUUCGGGUAUGGUAAUAGGUUUCAGAAUGGUCGCCACGACGAGCGAUUUGUCUCUGAGAUGAAGCUCUCGAAGAGUGAAGAAACCCUGUCAAGAAAAGGCAUUAUUUUUCAGGAGCCUUGUGAACUUGCUUGCUAUAGUCGUGUAGAAGGUGGGGAAGUAUAUUUUGAUGACCGUAGCUUGAGACUUUUUAAACGCCAUAUCACGGAAGAUAUUGGAGCUGAUUUGAACGAAGGUUAUGAUACAUACAUUCCCAAAAAAGACUUAGGUUCCGAGGGCUUUGGCGAUCUUCUUGCUUGCAUUAGAGAUAAAAAUCUCCUGGUUCAAAACAACAUUCAUUUUGUGACAUACCGCAACAAUCUUAACAAGAUACUGGCUACAGCUUAUAUUCGCCAUGAGCCUUGGGAAAUGGGAGUACACAAAAGGAAUGGUGUUGUCUAUCUUGAUGUGCACAAGUUACCAGAAAGACCACAAAGUGAUUUAGAUCGUAGAAGAUGUUAUCUGGGAUACGCUUUCGAGAGCCUUGCCACUGAAGAUCCUAGAAGAGCUGAUGGAGAGGGGGUACAUCAUGUUGAUGCCAAUGUUGAAUUUUGUUCGGUGAUUAAGACAAAAUUGGGAGCUCACCGUAUCUUGAUGGGUGCUGAGAUGGAUUGCUGUGAUACCACUAAUGAAGGAAAGAGAUUUUAUGUGGAGUUAAAGACAAGUUAUGAGUUGAAUUAUCAUAAUGAGGAAAAAUUCGAGAGAGAGAAACUGCUAAAGUUUUGGAUUCAGUCAUUCCUGGCAGGUGUUCCAUAUAUUUGUAUAGGAUUUAGGGAUGACGCAGGUCGUCUUGUUCGGACAGAAAUGCUUAGAACCAAAGAUAUUACACAGAGAAUAAAAAUGAAAGGCUAUUGGCAGGGUGGAGUCUGCCUUGCGUUUGCGGAUGAGGUAUUCUGCUGGCUUUAUGGAACAGUCAAAGAAAAUCAAGAUUACAUAUUGCAGUUCGCUCCACCUUUCAACCGUUUGGAGCUUCUGCAAGCUCAGUCUUGCCCAGAUGUAAUAACAAGUCAUUUGGAGCUGUUGUGAAAAAUCAGGAAUAUUAACAGUUAUUUAAACAAUUCAAUAUAGGAAGCAAGGGAUUAACUCUUAAUUUUACCCCGAACCUUCAAUCAGUUCAUGAACUUUUGAUAUAGGGGUAGCCUAUGUGAGUGCUGAGAAUUGCAUCCACAUUUUAUUAGAAAUCUGGAGUUUUACUGUGGCAUUGUUUAGUUGGAAAUUGGAAUAUAGUUUUCUGUUGACUGUUUUGAA
Molecule: messenger RNA, 1915 nt
Organism: Trifolium pratense (red clover)
Lineage: Eukaryota; Viridiplantae; Streptophyta; Magnoliopsida; Fabales; Fabaceae
Product: NAD-capped RNA hydrolase DXO1
Exons: 13
Coding region: 122-1693 (523 amino acids)
Biological process (GO): nuclear-transcribed mRNA catabolic process; NAD-cap decapping
Cellular component (GO): cytosol; nucleus
Molecular function (GO): mRNA 5'-diphosphatase activity
Source: RefSeq, a predicted model, not a curated record